CCUGCAAAAGCGGGCCAGAUUUGGGGCGGAGGGUGGGUUACCGGAGCUAUAAGAGGAGGUCGCGAUCGCACGUGCUCCUCGCCUGAGGUGGGGUAGAAUUCUGUUACUAUGGGAACCCAUCCUCUCUGCGAUGCCCCUCGUUAUUGUCCGCCGAGCUUUCGGUCUCGCUAGAGACCUCCUGUCCCAACCGUUCCUUAGCGUGUGCGGGCCUUCUCGUGCUCCAUCCCAGCCCUUUUUCCAGAACACUUUUAGAUCCUCAUUCCUGGCAGUCAUCUCCCACCACCCCCAUCCCCUCCACCUACCCUUCAGCUGGCUUAGUCGGCAAACUCCUUUCCUUACAAAGGACAAUUUUGUCCCAACAUCAUGGCAAAUCACCUGAAGUUCAUUGCCAGGACUGUGAUGGUACAGGAAGGGAAUGUGGAAGGUGCAUACAGGACUUUGAACAGAAUUCUUACCGUGGAUGGGCUUAUUGAUGACAUCAAACGGAGGAGAUACUAUGAGAAACCAUGUCGUCGACGACAGAGGGAGAGCUAUGAGACUUGUCGGCGCAUCUACAACAUGGAAAUGGCACGAAAAAUUAAUUUCUUGAUGCGCAAGAAUCGAAUGGAUCCAUGGCAGGGCUGCUGAGGCCAAUGGGGAUAAAGAGACCCAAUGUGAAAACUCUCUACUGGGCAAUAACUAUGUCUCCACAGGUUUCUUCUAAGAGCCUCAAAAAUUGGAGAAUUUACUUUCCUCUUUUUCCAGCCUUGUUUUCCAUCCUAAUAUAUUCCCAUACAUACCUAUAUACUUGCAUGCAUGCCAGGUUUAGCCCCAUAUCAGUGACAUCAUUAAAUGUUCCUCACUCCUAUAUCUUUGAUUAAUAGACAACCCCACGGCACUAUUUCUUUGCCAUUCUAAAGAACCAGGGGGCAGACUUAAAAAAUGAAUAAGUGGAACAUAACACUUUAUUCUAUUCCUUGACCCCAAAUAGUUCCCAGUAAGGAAAACUGAGAACUAUAGACAAGAAAGACUCCCUAGCAUUAUUUAGAAAAAUUAUCUAUUCUUUCUAAUGAAUAAUUUCCUAAACUGAAAAAGGGCACUGCUCAUGUAGUUGGAAUAAAUUCUACUUUUGAACCAUCUCACCAGACUACUGGAUGAAAUCUUUCCCCAUGAGAAUUCCUGGAAAGCCUGCCAACCCUAACAUUCAUGCCUGUUUUCUGUCUUUUGUUCUGCUUUUGUAUUCAAGUUUGGGGAGGAGGGACAAGAAUAAAUUGGAGACAGGAGGUUGUGAUAAUAGGCAUAAAGGUGAAUAGGGGAGCAGUUAAAAUGUGAAAAAGUCGAGAAGGUGGAGCAUACGUGGGAUAGAUCUAAAUCAAGGAAACAAAGUGGAGUUUUACACCCCACCCCCAAUUUCUCUUCCCACAGCAGGUACUCUUGGGUAUGUGACACUGACAGCUUGUGGCAUUGGGCCACUGGAGGGAAAGCCAGCUGCUUUGCUUCCUCUCCUGCUGUCUGUUUGUUCUGGCUUCAGUUCCCAGAUAGCCGUGUUGCUGAUAUUAGGCAAGUAGACGCCAACCCCUGUAGGAGAUAGGGAGGCUGAGGUAGGUAGCCCACCCCCUCUUUCACACAGGCUGUAGCCUUCUGUAGCCUGCAUGGUGUUUAAAAGGGAAAUAAACAGUGUAGACUGCCAAGUUUCCUUCCUUCACAACUUGCAGAUAUUCAGACGUCUCCCUCUGGUGGUAAGGAAGGCUUACUCAUUUAUCUUCUUUUUAAUAUCUUCCCCUAGGAAUUCCCAUUUAUAGUGACAUCCUUAGUGAUUAAUAAAGCUGAAUCUGUAUAUGAUGUAA
This is a messenger RNA of Gracilinanus agilis (Agile Gracile Mouse Opossum), 1826 nucleotides long. RefSeq names its product mitochondrial ribosomal protein S21 (gene MRPS21). The coding region runs from base 364 to 627 and encodes 87 amino acids. NCBI's taxonomy places the organism in Eukaryota, Metazoa, Chordata, Mammalia, Didelphimorphia, Didelphidae. Gene Ontology annotation, cellular component: ribosome. The transcript has 3 exons. Gene Ontology annotation, molecular function: structural constituent of ribosome. The record is from RefSeq and is a predicted model, not a curated record. Gene Ontology annotation, biological process: translation.